GCUAACCGGAAAUAAUGUGAACAGGCGGGAAGUUGAAAGUUGAGUAUUUCAAAUAAAAUAAAGAGUCCAUUACGAAGUCAAAUUACUUGUGUUGAAGCCCAGACGCAUCUUCCAUAAGAGCAAAGAUGGCUGACAGAAAUCUUGUGCAGCAGUUGAAACGCUGGGCGACAGAAGAGUUUAAUCUACCCCCGGACAGCCUUCCAAAUGACAGCUAUUUUAAAACGCUCUGUGUUGGGACAGGGAAGUCAAUAUGGAAAUAUGUCAUCCAACACAUCUUUCACCAGAGGAACGUGAGGAUCAUGCGUGGAAAUCUCCAGUGGUACAAAGUUCUUCAAGACAAAGAGUUGACACAGGCUGAGGGCCAGAGUGAGGCUGCUAAGCAGAGAGAACUUCAGAAGAAGAUCGAACAGCUGAGAGCUGAGAUCAGUCACCUGGACUCUCAGAUCAGUGGAACAGAGGAACAGUUGGCUACACAAGAGCAGUCCAUCAGCCGUACCUGGGCCCAGGCAGAGGACAGCCGGCGCAGAGAGCUGCUCCUACAAGCCUUCAGGCGGCGCUGCAUCUUGGAUCGGAAGGUGCUCUCUGAUGACACACAAAAGAUCAGCGCGCACUGCCAGGCACUGGAACAAAUGGCCAAGAAAGCAGAGAUUGAAGUGCUGUUUGAUGAUAAGCCUUCCAGCAGCAGUGAUGGUGACAAACUCAACUCUAAAACUGCAGCGGAGGCACAGGUCCUGCGUGAAGUGAGAGAGUUGUGUGACGACAGGGUGCACUUCUACCAGUCGUUGCAAGAGAGUGAACUGAAGACCACACACUCUGCAGCCAAACAUAUGACUCGUGAACAAAGGGCUGCUGUGUUUCAGUACUGGCUGAGUGCUGUGGAGAAUCUGUUGGCUGGUUAUCCUCCACACCACGUCCUCUCAGCAUUGGAGUAUUUAGCUUCCAGAGAGCAGAAGGAACUCGAGGAGAAACUCGCCUGUCUGGAUGUGACCCGAGAUGUGACAGCUCUACGGUUCCGAUAUGAAAGCAAUCGCCUACUGGACAUGUCAGCAGAGGAGGAUAAUGAGUUGCCAUCAGUGAAGACCCUCUUAGAGGCUGCUUGGGUAGAGGUGGAGCAGAGUUUGGUGGAAUUGGCCCAGACUCGUGCCAGAGUCCAGCAGCUCCGAAGCCAGUUGCAGGCCCGCAAGAAGGAGGCUGAGCUGGAGGUGUCUGGUACUGCGGAUGAGCUCAACAACGAUACCUUGGCAUUGUCAGCUCUAGAGGUGGAACUCCAGUGUGUGAUGCAGGCAGCAGCCAGGGAUCAUAUCAGAGACCAGUGUAUCCAACUUGACCAGCAUGCCAGAAGCCGAGAGGAGGCACUGAGAAACCUCCACAGCCAGUGGCAGAGCAUCCUUGAUUUCAGACAACUAGUGGUUAUGAGACAGGAGCAUAUCAGAAGUCUGAUUAAGGGAAACUCCGCUGCCAAGACGGAGCUGAUCCGUCUGCACACAGAGUUGCAGGAAUUCAUCCAGGGCAAACUGGCACCACAGUUUGAAUAUGUCACCACUGCAACCAACAGUCUAAGGAACUCCAUUUCCAAGGAGGCCAGACAGUUGGGGACGGUUUCCCUUCUUGCUCUGGACCGUAGGACUGUUGAAGGAAUGCAAAGAGUCCCUGCAUCAUGGAUGUCCAUCCAUCGCUUAGAGUCCCCGUCCUUCAGCACCUUGUGUCAGAGCCUGGCAUUUCCAUUGUACAGGGCUCCAGAGGAGUUGUGCUCACAGACGCGUUCACAGCAGCUUGAGCUGCGUUUUCUCCGUCAGUUAAUGCAACUUCACUCUGCUACUCUGCAGAAAUUACAGAAGGAAGCAGAGGUGCUGCAUGCAUCUGAUAAGAAAGCUCUGCUGUCCAGAGUUGUGGAGGAGGAUCAGAAGCUUCUGAAGUCUCUGGUACCAAGAGUCAGAGGCCUCACCCAGCGUUGCGCCCAAGGCCUUUCUUAUGGUGUCCAAGUCAAAACUGCCAUCUCUUAUUGGUGGGAGAAGCCCGCCCAACAUGCCCUACCUGAGCUCAGUAAAGGAGGACUGACUUAUCACCAGUGGCUACAACGGUGGAAACUUGCUGCCAAAGCCUCUUAGGGGACGCCUCGUAGUUUAAAAAUAUAAAGGAGAUCCCUUACAGCACCUUUCAGUGGCAGAAUGACCACGCUGCAGGAGUUAUAAACUGCACAAAUCGAUAUAAGUAAAUCUAACUGUAACUCUACUAUUUUUAUAUUUUUUGUGCUCAUUACUCCUUGUAAAGUUUUAGCAUUCAAAAGUCAGUCACAAAUAAAACAUUUGAAAUGCAUUUUGUUCCUGUCUUGCUUA
This is a messenger RNA of Chelmon rostratus (copperband butterflyfish), 2336 nucleotides long. RefSeq names its product HAUS augmin-like complex, subunit 5 (gene haus5). Gene Ontology annotation, cellular component: HAUS complex; centrosome. NCBI's taxonomy places the organism in Eukaryota, Metazoa, Chordata, Actinopteri, Chaetodontiformes, Chaetodontidae. The record is from RefSeq and is a predicted model, not a curated record. Bases 126 to 2108 code for a protein of 660 amino acids. The transcript has 20 exons. Gene Ontology annotation, biological process: centrosome cycle; spindle assembly.